AUGUCCUACACAACAACAUAUGCAGGUAGUAAUCAUUUUGUGUUGUGUCACAAACAAAAGAGAGAAAGCUGAAAAGCAAAAUGGUACAUGGUGGUCCAGUUUCAAUGAAGAGAGAAGCAGACACAAACCUAUAACUGUUUAAAAGAGACCCUUCAUACAUCAACUUUGAUGCUAUAUUCCAUUCACUUCUUCAUCAUUCUCUCUCACAAACUGGUUUGAAUUUGGUGCUACUUCAAAGUCCAAACUUCAAAAAACAAAGGGACUUGAAUUGCUUGUUCAUAUUUUUUUUCUAAGACUUAAAAAAACUAAUAACAAUGUCUAAUAUGGUAGAGGUGAGAGUUCCAAAUCUUGAUUGUGAAGGAUGUGCUUCAAAAUUGAAGAGAGCUCUCUACAAGCUCAAAGGAGUAGAUGAGGUAGAGGUGGAAAUGGAGGCACAAAAGAUAACAGUUAAAGGGUAUGGCUUAGAAGAGAAGAAGGUUUUGAAGGCAAUAAAACGUGCAGGGAAGGUAGCAGAACCAUGGCCAUUCCUAGCAGGCCAUUCUCAUUUUGCAUCAUUCUAUAAGUACCCUACUUACAUUGUUAACCAUUACUACAAUGAUGCAUACAAGAGUGAAGCUACAAAUGGAGUUCAUACUUUCUUCCAUACACCUUCUGUUUAUUCUGUUGCUGUGGCCUCUGAUGAGGCCUUUGCUUCACUCUUCAGCGAUGAUAACCCUCAUGCAUGCUCCAUUAUGUAAGACAUGUUCAUAUAUCAUAUCAUAUGAGUCAUGUUUUUCCACAAUCAUCAAGGUUUUUUUUGUCUGUUUUUAAUUAUUAUUUGUUUAUUUUUUUUUUCUAAUUUUACUCAAGAUUAGAGGUUAUCGGUUCCUACAAACACACAACCAUUCGG
Messenger RNA from Arachis ipaensis, 889 nucleotides. Its product is annotated as Heavy metal transport/detoxification superfamily protein. The record is from RefSeq and is a predicted model, not a curated record. Lineage: Eukaryota; Viridiplantae; Streptophyta; Magnoliopsida; Fabales; Fabaceae. Gene Ontology annotation, molecular function: metal ion binding.